Rhagoletis zephyria (snowberry fruit fly) is the source of this 759-nucleotide messenger RNA. The record is from RefSeq and is a predicted model, not a curated record. Lineage: Eukaryota; Metazoa; Arthropoda; Insecta; Diptera; Tephritidae.
AUGUCGAUAGACUCCACUGCCUCCUCCUCCACUCCGGCCAGCAUCUUCAAGAUCCUCCUGCUGGGCGAUAGUAACGUGGGCAAGACGUGCAUCGUUCAGCGCUUCUGUGAUGACUCCUUCAUCGAGGGCUACAUCAGCACGAUUGGAAUCGACUUCAAGCAGAAGCACAUCCGCCUGAAUGAGCAGCAGGUGAAGCUGCAGCUGUGGGACACCGCCGGCCAGGAGCGCUUCCGGGCGCUGACCACCGCCUACUACCGAGGUGCAAUGGGCAUCAUCGUCGUCUACGACGUGACCAACCUGGAGUCCUUCCAGCACAUUCCCUACUGGUUCAAGAACAUUGAUGAGAACGCCAGCCCCAGCGCCAUCAAGAUCCUAGUGGGGAACAAGUGCGACGCCGACUCGGCGCUGCGCGUCGUCGACAAGGAACAAGGGGCCCGACUGGCGGCCCAGUACGAGGUGCCCUUCUUCGAGUGCAGCUGCAAGCACAACAUCAACAUUCAGCCGAUGUUUGUGACGCUGUGCGAGCGCAUCGGCGAGUACCUAGAGAAGAAUGAGAACCACUUCAACUACGAGGGCCAGCAGCAGCAGAUGAUCACCGACUCGAUCAUCAAGCGGCUGGAGGAGACGGAGGCAAACGCCGCCGGCGGCGCCAACUCCGCCUACAGUCGAUGUUCGAGCUGUGUCGCCGGCUAUGCACCCGCCUAUGUUGGUGGAGGUGGUGGAGGAGGAGGAGGUGGUGAAAAGGAACACGAAAGCUAG